AUGACCGACCCUUCAGACGAUCCAGUCAAGCAUCUGCGUCAAGAGUAUAUGAACAACCCUCCGAGUUCAACAGCAAUCGAAACUGCCGCCCCUCAAAACCCUGCCUUGCAGCGAGCGACCACUUCAUACUUUUCCGUCCCUCGACGUCAACCCCCAGCUGAGGAGCCUGCUCCCGCUCCUGCUGCGCCGGAGUCUCCGGUGGAAAUUGCUAAGGGUGCUAGUUCAGGCAAAGACCUGCUUCGCCGGCUCAGCCUUGUCGACCAGAAAGACGCCGAGACCCUGGAUGUCGAUCCUCGUACCGCCUACCCGGGACUGAGGUUGAGCGGGAAUGUGAUCAGUGCAACCUUUUGUAUUCCUUAUCAGCUCACCCAUGGACCGAAUGGCGAGUGGGCGCUUUCAAAUCGACGCGGCACCUCGGCCUUGUUCGACUCAUUUCGUUACCUUUCGUCCGAUAAGACGCCCUGGAAUCACACCUUGGUUGGAUGGACGGGCGAAAUCCAGACUCAAACCGACGCGCAUACGGUCACUGACUUACAGAAGGAUGCCACUUCGACGACUGCUCAAACUCAAGCACAAACACAAGCGAAUCCACCUCUCAACAAAUCCGCCGCACCCUACCCUGUGGAUGGUAACCUUCAGAGUCAGCAAAAUCCCCACGGUGAUCAUCUUCGGGUGCCACGUGCGGAGAGAUCCCGACUCGAGAAGAUUCUACUCCACCACCCGAACGGCAAGACUGUCCCUGUAUGGCUACCGGACGGCUCGACGGAUGACCAGGGUGAAUUCGUUUUUAGGGAUCAGAGUCGAUGGCGGAAAUAUCCCGAGCACGAGUUGUACACGCUCUUCCAUUACCGACAGCAUGGUCCAGACGAUGGCCGAGAGGAGAAGACCUCGUGGGCGGACUAUGUGCAAAUGAAUCAAGCAUUCGCCGACCGUAUUCUGCACAUCUAUCAACCCGGCGAUAUUGUUUGGAUCCACGAUUACCAUCUGAUGCUGCUGCCUAGUAUGCUCCGCCAGCGUAUCCCGAACAUCUACAUUGGUUUCUUCUUGCACAUUCCCUUCCCGAGCAGCGAGUACAUGCGGUGUCUUUCUAGGAGGAAGGACGUGUUGACCGGGGCUCUUGGCGCCACCAUGAUCGGAUUUCAGGCCUACAGCUUCUCCCGGCACUUCAAUUCAUGCUGCAAACGCAUCUUGGGCUUUGAAUCCAGCUCGGCUGGAGUCGAUGCAUACGGCGCCCACGUGGCGGUGGAUGUCUUUCCCAUCGGCAUUGACGUGGCCUCGGUGCAGAAGCUGGCGUUUCGGGACCCGGUGAUAGCGCAGAACAUGAAGGCAUUGAAACAGCUGUAUGCGGGCAAGAAAAUCAUCGUCGGGCGCGACCGACUCGACACCGUCCGAGGGGUGGCGCAAAAGCUGAUGGCCUUCGAGAUGUUUUUGGAGCGGUAUCCCGAAUGGCGCGAGAAGGUGGUGCUGAUCCAGGUGACCAGUCCGACCAGCGUCAUGGAAGAGAAGGUGGACGGUCCUCAUAAGAUUGAACAUCACAUCUCGGAACUCGUGUCCCGGAUCAACGGCAAAUAUGGAUCUUUGAGCCACGCCCCCGUCCAGCAUUACCCACAAUAUUUGAGCUCCCAAGAGUACUUUGCACUUCUGCGGGUAGCCGACGUCGGGCUCAUUACCAGUGUCCGAGACGGAAUGAACACCACCAGUCUGGAGUAUGUCAUUUGUCAGAAGGACAACCAUGGCCCCUUGAUCCUCUCGGAAUUCUCUGGAACGGCGGCCAGCUUAAGCAAUGCCCUCCACAUCAACCCGUGGGACUUGGGAGGAGUGGCCAAAGCACUGAAAUAUGCGCUCGAGAUGCCCGAAGGAAAGAAGAAGAGCGACCACGAGAAACUGUACCACUACGUGACCACCCAUACCGUAGCGACGUGGAGCAACAAUUUCCUGAGGCGACUGCUCACCAACCUGACAUCUUUUACCCAGAACGAACUCACCCCGGCCCUGGAUCGCAAUCUCAUGAUCCAACAGUACCAAAAGGCUAAGAAGCGCCUGUUCAUGUUCGACUAUGACGGGACCUUGACUCCUAUUGUCAAAGACCCGAAUGCCGCCAUUCCGUCCGACCGCGUGCUGCGAACGCUCAAGGCCCUGGCUGCCGAUCCUCGCAACAAUGUCUGGAUCAUCAGCGGGCGCGACGCUUCCUUUUUGGAGGAGUGGAUGGGACACAUCACCGAAUUGGGGUUGAGUGCUGAGCACGGUUGUUUCAUGCGUCGCCCGGGUUCCGAGCAGUGGGAGAACCUCGCCGAAUCGAUGGACAUGGGUUGGCAGAAGGAGGUGAUGGACAUCUUCAGCCACUACACGGAACGCACACAAGGAUCAUGGAUUGAGAGGAAACGCGUGGCUCUGACCUGGCAUUACCGGCAGGCCGAUCCCGACUUUGGAGAGUUCCAAGCGCGUGAAUGUAAGAAGGCUUUGGAGGACAACGUCAUGAAAACAUGGGACGUCGAAGUCAUGUCGGGAAAAGCGAAUCUAGAAGUCCGCCCGCAAUUCGUCAACAAGGGGUUCAUCGCCACGCGGCUGAUCAGCGAGUAUGGAUACGGCGCUGGCGAUCCGCCCGACUUUGUGCUUUGUCUGGGAGAUGAUCAGACGGACGAAGGCACAGAUAUGUUCCGGGCUCUUUUGAAGACCGACUUACCCAAGGAGAAUGUCUUCGCUUGCACGGUUGGAGCGAGUAGCAAGCGGACCCUUGCCACGUGGCAUUUGCUGGAACCCAGCGAUGUUAUUGCGAGUAUCGCCUCGUUGAUCAAGCAGGAGAAUCUAUGA
Molecule: messenger RNA, 2811 nt
Organism: Capronia coronata CBS 617.96
Lineage: Eukaryota; Fungi; Ascomycota; Eurotiomycetes; Chaetothyriales; Herpotrichiellaceae
Product: trehalose 6-phosphate synthase
Exons: 2
Coding region: 1-2811 (936 amino acids)
Biological process (GO): cellular response to heat; fungal-type cell wall organization; trehalose biosynthetic process
Cellular component (GO): alpha,alpha-trehalose-phosphate synthase complex (UDP-forming); cytosol
Molecular function (GO): catalytic activity
Source: RefSeq, a predicted model, not a curated record